GCCCCGAGCGGCGGUAUAUAAGCCGGUGUGCAGGCCCGGCACCUGACGUAUCUGCCAUCAGGCGAGAGUGAGGCCGGCCGGGUAGGGUAGCCACUAGCCAGUGCACCGUGCGAUCGAUCGACCGGCCGGGAUGCCGAAGCUGCAGCGGUACAGGGGCGUCAGGCAGAGGCACUGGGGCUCCUGGGUCUCCGAGAUCCGCCACCCGCUCAUGAAGACGAGGAUCUGGCUGGGCACGUACGAGACGGCGGAGGACGCGGCGCGGGCGUACGACGAGGCGGCGAGGCUCAUGAGCGGGCCCGCGGCGCGCACCAACUUCCCCUCCUCCACCAACGGUGUCGCUCCCGCCGGCGCCGGCGGCCUCUCCGCGACCCUGCGCGCCAAGCUGGAGAAAUGCUGCAUGGCGACGCCGCCGCCGGUGCAAAACGUCGAGGCGACCAAGCAGGCGGCGAGGGCCGGGCGCGACGCCGCUCGCCGAAACAGGGUCGAGGACGUGGUCAAGCGCGUGGACGAGGAGGAGGAGUGCAUCGAGGAGAUGAUCAGGGAGCUCACCCACUACGGCUCCGUGGAGAUCGUCGCCCCCUCCGCCUGCUCCAGCUCCGUCGUCUAGCUAGGAUAGCCCGCCGACCGUCGUCCAGCCAGACCGACCGCUCCCCUAGCUAGCUAGCCAGGCCAUGUCCAUCUCCAUGUCCAUCAGAACAUCCCCUUCGUCUCUCCCGACUGGGUUUUGUUAGGUAAAAAAAACAUGUAGCAGUAAACCAGUACUAAUAUACACCCCAUAUCCAUCCAUUAGCCGCCGUGGCUCAUCAUCGGCACAUGUCAUGUACACACUCCAUUAGCCGGAGAAAACGGAGGAGCAUCAUCGCAUCAGGCAAUGGCCUUGUCGUCGUCGUCGUCGGCAUUGCAAUAACCGGCCGGGGACCCUUUCCCUAGGAUCGUGCUCUGCUGCGUCUGCCUGCAACGGGAAGGGGACCGGGGAUCUUUCAGGAUAAGGGGGCUCGAUUUGGGUCAUGAUGUGAAAACUGUGUCCCGCUCUGUCGCGUAGCAGCGUGCAUCUGGCCGUCGUAGCCUCCUCUCUUUUUCUCUCGUUGUAUAAUCUUUGCUCUGGAAACUGCGCAAGAUAUUCCCGGUACGAGCGGCACAGUGCAGACCUUUUCUCAGUGGACUGAUGUGACGCUUGCAUGGCCGAUAGAUCGGACGCAUCUCCAUGUUAUGGCCGAUCGAACUGUCCUCGCCAUUCCAUCUUGAGCAGUCAAGAUGGAUGGAUAGAUAGAUCGCAGGACGUCAAGGACGAAAUUUCCGGGAGGUUCAGUUACUCCGUGGCUAAGCAAAAUCAGGGGAGAAGAACAAGAGUUUGACCCAUACGAGUCGCCCGCUACGGAACAAAGCGGCCGCGUGGAUGUGACAGCAGCUUGAACAUGGCAUAUGUCAGCCAUUCGAGUUGAUG
Triticum urartu is the source of this 1444-nucleotide messenger RNA. RefSeq names its product ethylene-responsive transcription factor ERF003-like. Gene Ontology annotation, biological process: regulation of DNA-templated transcription. The record is from RefSeq and is a predicted model, not a curated record. Gene Ontology annotation, molecular function: DNA-binding transcription factor activity; DNA binding. Lineage: Eukaryota; Viridiplantae; Streptophyta; Magnoliopsida; Poales; Poaceae.